Clonostachys byssicola is the source of this 7128-nucleotide messenger RNA. The record is from the annotation of a GenBank genome assembly. NCBI's taxonomy places the organism in Eukaryota, Fungi, Ascomycota, Sordariomycetes, Hypocreales, Bionectriaceae.
AUGGAUGCCUCUUCAACCACCCCAGGCGGGUUCCCCCUGCAGAGAACUGGAUCGAUAAACGAGAGCUUUUCGCUUCCCGCGACUCAGCGCAGGAUUGAACGAAAAUCGAGUAAAACAAGACAAGGCCAUCAUCAUUCUCACAGCUCUCGGCACCACAAGGAUGACCAGAAGACGGUUGGAGAAUAUGCCCUUCACGUUCUCUUUACAUCGUUCAUUGCUCAAGCUGAGGAGAAACUGAAUGAAUGUAGUACUAUGGCCAUUGAAUCUGAACCUAAUAUUGAAGCAAUUUGUGGCAAAGGAGUUGAUCCUGCCUUUGACCAAUUGAUUGUCGCCCUGGGCCACAUCGCAAGCCCAAAACCAAAGGCCCUCAUUGACUCGAUGAUGCUGUGGAGAAAGGGCAAGAGUGACACUGCCAACGAGGCUAGAAAUCAUCUGCAAUCGCGCAGUGCUGUCCCUGCCGGCCCUUUGCUGCGAAGGAACACUGAACCUGUGCAGAAUGGAGUCCCAGGUUCUGGUGGAACAGAGGGCAGUAUUGCUGGAAAUACGUCCUUGGCUGCAAAACAAGAGUAUGUCGCACAAGCUGAGCGGCGCUCUACGGUAUCCAUUUACAUUCUAUGCCGAGUUUUGAUCGAGGUUGUCAGCCAAAGCAGUCUUCAAUCGAUAACCCCCGAAAUGGAAGACAAACUAGAGAGUAUUAUAUUCGGCCAGCUUAAAACAGCUGAUCCCGAGGCGCUGUCACUUUCUCCGCUGAAGCUUGCCAAUUGGAAUUUAUUCGCUGAGCUAUUGGGGCAUAUGAGCGACAUCAACUUUGUUCCAGUAACCCGUCGGUUCUUGGAAGAUCUAGACAGCUCAUUCCAAGAGCGCGCCUUGAAGAGCCCUACAUCCCUAGGAGGCCGUGACAAUGAAGGGAGGGUUGAGCUUGUCCUUGGGGGGAUCCAGCAGCUUCGUAUCAAGAUCCUUCCUGAAGACGCCUGGGAGCGGUCGUGCGAAUUUCUCAUCUCGCUUGGCAGGCUGUUUAGUAAGGCCCACGGGCAGAAGGUCAAAUGGGCCUUUUGCCAGGUUAUCGAAAGGUUGCUCUUACCUAUUGCUGCGAAAGCCUUCAAUAGCCAUUUGAUGCACCCCAAAUGGGCAGAGGUUCUCUCCGCAAUUAGCACCCGUCUGGCUCAAAUGUCCGCCAAGCCUAGGCAUUGGAAUGUUGCAUUUUCUCUACAUGCAACCAUCAUGUGCGUUUCCUCGCCUGAGCACUUCGCCUCUCGCUGGCCGCAAGUUCUUGCGCCUAUGCAUACCAAGAUCAAAGACAAGGCCAUGAAGCCGUUGUGCCUUCAAAUAAUUUCCCGGCUUCUCUGGACCUAUCUCUAUCGGACAAACGACAGCCCACAAGGUGCGACACGAAAAUUGGAUGACAUUUUCAAGCUUGUUUUGCCCGCAACGAGACGGAGUAUCAUUGCAUCUGAUACCUCGGUCGCGGAUCCAUUGAUCCAGAUUAUCCGUAUCGUUGGAUUCAGGUACCCGGAAUAUUGUUUUCGUAAUGUCAUCUUUCCGUUGAUCAGUGCCGAGUCAUUUGUAAACAACAAGGAUUUGAAAAUCGAGCAACUUGAUCCAGACAGGAUCGUUGUGGGUAUCCGUGCAUUUUUGCGCAUCAUGUCGGACUUGGAGAAAGGAGAACAAGGCCAACCGCCAUUUCCCGAGUUUUACGAAGCACCUCCAGGCCUUGAACGAGUCUCCACAUCCCCCGUACUGGCAUUGCCACGUUCAGAGAGUUUCAAAGGCACGACAUUUGGCGCUGCAGAGGAGCAGAUAUCUCGCCCAGUCUUGACCCACGUGUUGAGUGACCCUGUGAGAGAUUACUACAUAAAAUUUUGUGAAAUUCUUGGCAAGAUAACCAUAAUGUGCGACAAUACCUUUGGUGGCCAAGCUGCCCUGGAUGAAAAGUUCUCAAGCACUGUUCCAGCUGGAGGACCAAAGACCCCAAUCGCCGAGACCUUCAACUUCGCUCGUCGUGAGGAGCAACAUUCUGUGGCAGACCAGAAACAAGCGUUUUACGAACUUCUUCACGUUGCUGUACAAGCUUUGCCUGGCUGCUUACCUGUAAAUGUACCGUUCAACUCUUUGAUCAACCUACUCUGUACUGGAACGGCCCACGUACAAUCAAGCAUCGCUCAGUCGUCUGCCAAUUCUCUAAAGGCGAUUGCAAGGCACUCUCAUGCUCAAGGCGUUAUUACGGGGUUCUCCCGGUUCAUCUUCAAUUUUGAUGACCGAUACUCGACCAUGUCGGAUGGCGGAAUGCUCGGCCCCGGCCACAUUGAGAGUACCCUGCGUCUUUAUGUUGAGUUACUUCAAAUCUGGACCGAUGAGAUUCGGCAGAAGAUGAAGGAGGCAGAGGCGAGCGAACUGACUCCCAGUGCCACCGAUAAGAGAGCCAUCACGCUUGAUCUAUCCACUGUCUGGGCUGAGGUUGACCAGGCAGAAGCCCACGGAUUGUUUUUUCUGUGUUCCCAGUCUCGACGGGUUCGUUACCACGCAAUCACGGUGUUGCGGUUGAUCACCGAGCUUGAUAAGGCACUGGGCCAGGGUGGCGCCGAGAAAGACACUAUUCGGCUUAUUGAUAUUUUGGAAAACGAUGUUGAUCAAGUUAUGAACUUGAAUGACGAACACCUGUCAGUUGCCGAGCGCAGUAGACUUCAGCGUGAGCUUAAAAACUCUGGUAAUGGCAACAGCGGCAACAAAGGGGUUGUGGUUGAGCUUUGCGUAAGCGAUUUAUCAUACGACACCACCCUUUGGUUUAAAUUAUUCCCGAAUCUGAUUAGAAUUGCCGCUGAAAAAUGCCCUUUCACAGUGGCUAUCUGCCGAGAUCUCGUUUGCGACCGAACGUUGCAGAUGUACAAACCAAUUGUGAUUCUCGCAGAGCCCUCCCGGUUCCCUCAUGCGAGUGGCGCUGAUCCUUCCAGUGCUCGGGGACCUGCACAAUCCCCUGCUGCCCACCCAGAGGUUAUGGUAGAGCAAUGGAAGCUUUACCUCAUCUUCGCUUGUACAACGCUCGCCGACCCUGGUAAAUCACCUUAUACAGCCACUGGAUCUGAUGCGCAUUCUCGAAAGAACUCUAAAACAUCAGGAGAUAGGAUGGUUACGGCCCGGACGCUGUUCAAGUACUUGAUACCUCUAUUGUCAUCCUCAACCUCCUCAGUUAGAGACGCUGUUGUGGUAUCUAUGGGCUCAGCCAACAUUCACAUCUAUCGCACUUUGCUGGAAGAGCUCCAAGGGCAAGUCAUGCGUUGCAAUGACGAGGCCCGCGCUCGUAUUCAUCAACGCACGAAUAGUAGUCCUCGGAGAAAUCGCAAAAUGGACCUACUGAGGACGGAGAUUGCUCACGUGUUUAAACUCACUUCGCAUUUCCUUAAGGAGCCUGAAGUAUACCAAGCGGAUUUCUUCCUGGGGACCCUCACUACAUACACUAAAGAUGUGAAACUUUUUCUCAUGGAUGGGGAAGUACAACUGGACUGGGAAUUUCAGAAGCUAAGGCGCCAUUACUGUGGUCUUAUGGAGGCUCUUUUCGAUGGCAUCAACCGAACUAAAGAUCCAUCAAGAUGGAUGACUUUUGAGUCUCGCAAAUCUGCCUUUUCUUUGAUGGAGGAUUGGUGCGGAUUUUCCCCGAAUCGCAACCAGAUCCGCGAGCGAGAAGCCACAAUGAGGCAGUCGGUCAUCAACCAACAAGCAAUGGCCGAGCGAGGCACAGUCACAGCGGCAAUGGAGAUCGAGAAGAGAAAUCUCCGAACUGCAGCCCUGAGUGCAAUGGCAGCUCUCUGUGCUGGUCCGAUUAGCGUCACCACAGAGAGCGGGGCGACGCUCCAAUUUGAUGUCCGAAGGAUGCUUGCCUGGAUCGAAGACAUCUUCAACUCAGGGAGUGAUCGGAUGAAUCUUAUUGGGCGAAGGGCGCUGGAGAACCUCAUCGUUCACAAUCAAGAAUAUCCUUAUCUGCUUGAACAUUGCAUUACGAGAUGUUGCCUGGCGGAUAGCCCUAAGGUGCUUGAAAGCUACUUUGCCGUGAUAACACAGGUCUUGCAAGAUCAACCGAAUUACCCAUGUCCAUUCUGGAGAGUCCUUGGCCUUUGCCUCUUCACACUUGGAAAUGACCAAAGCGAUAUAAGAUCGAAGUCGACAACAGUCAUACGUACACUGGAAGCAAGACAAAAGCGAAACUCGAAGAUCCAAGAUUUCGACAUUAGCAUUUCGGAUAAAACACAGGCAGUUUACAAGCUAGCACAAUUCGAGAUAUCCAAAAGACUCUCCAAGCAGCACACCGAUAUCGCCUUUUACGUUUUCUCCGAAUUCACGCUCUACUUCAAAGACCUGCAACCCAUGGCGCAGCGCAAUGUGAUUGCUGUAGUGCUGCCAUGGAUCCAGUCCAUCGAAUUAAAGUUGGACCCUAACGGGGGACCGACAGCCAGUUCGUAUGUUCUACUUGCCAACCUUUUGGAGAUUACCAUCAAGUCUGGGGGAGCGCUGCAUAAUGAAAUGCAGGCUCUUUGGCAAGCCCUUGCCACUGGACCUUAUCCCGGCAAUGUUCGUCUAGUCAUGGACUUUAUCAUUCAGCUGUGUCUGGAGCACCGCGAGCAGAACUUCGUAGAGUAUGCGAAGCAGAUUGUUGUCUUUCUUUCCACCACAAAUAGCGGUGUCAAAGUAAUUGAGUAUCUUCUCAUGCAGAUAACACCAAGGGCUAUGGUUCCCAAUGAGAAGAAGGUUCCCGCAGGUCCUCCUGCGGACAUAAACGUUUUUCCAUUUUGUGCUGAUAUCUCGGAGAUUCUGCCCAUAGGAACAAAGCAAGCUGGUCUAUCCCUUGGUCAGUUGAGCAUGAUCUUGCUCGUUGACUUGAUGGUCUCGCCGGUCCAUAUGUCUCAAGAUAACGUCCCCUUGCUGUUGCAUGUCGCCACCGUGCUUUGGGACCAUUACAUGCCGAUGGUCCAAGCACAGUCCCAUGAAAUGCUGGUACACUUGAUCCACGAGCUUGUAAUAUCUCGAAUCGAUGACCAAACCCAAGGCGCUCAGAAGAAAGAAAUCGAAGAUCUUGUAGAUCGGAUUCGGCAACAAGACCGAACAGUGGUUUGGGGCUAUGAAGAUAGCAAUGGAAAGGCAGACGACCGAGAAAAUAGGGUCCCUCCAAGUAUGACAUUCCUCGCCACUAAGGUCGUCAAUACAUUUGAGGCAUGUUUCCCAGGCCUCAAGGAGCGAUGGGGCCGUCUCUCACUGACAUGGGCUACAUCUUGCCCUGUUCGUCACCUCGCCUGCCGCUCUUUCCAGGUAUUUCGCUGCGUUCUCACAUCAUUGGAUCAAAAUAUGUUGGGAGAUAUGCUUGCAAGACUGUCGAACACGAUUGCCGACGAGGAUCCUGAGAUCCAGUUCUUCUCGAUGGAGAUCCUCACGACAUUGAAGACUCUCAUUAUCAAGCUAGAUUCGGACCGGCUUCUCACAUUCCCUCAAUUGUUUUGGAUUACGUGUGCAUGUCUUGAAUCCAUCAACGAGAUGGAGUUUUUAGAGGCUGUGGAAAUGCUGAACGAGUUGCUUCUCAAAUUGGAUUUCCGCUCCCCUGUUGUGAGGCGGACCCUUCUGGAAGGGCAGCCUGGGCGGUGGGAGGAGCCUUUCCCUGGUCUCCAGUCGUUACUCCAAAAGGGGCUGAGAUCUUCAGUUUGUUGGCAACCGACUCUGGAUAUUAUGGAUAAAUUAAUCCAGAUUCCUGUUGACAACCUGGUGGGCAGCGAUGACCGCUUGUUUUUCUCACUUCUGGCCAAUUUCCCACGAUUCAUAGACGAGCUUGAACGAGGAAUCCCUAGUGAGCAAACCUUGGGAACAGCUCAUUUGCUAAGAAAAGAAGCAGAAGCAGAAGGAUUCGAUAGCAUCAUAGUUGCCCUCGGAGAUUACACAGCUGGGAAAUUCCGCAGUAGUCAGGAUUUCCUGAGCCAACUCUUCUCAGCUAUUCGGGAAUACUAUCUGCCGCAGUUCGACUUUAAAUUGAUUACCUUCCUCGUGGGACUACUAACGAACUCGUUGUCAUGGGUCAAGAUUCAGACGAUGCGCAUCUUAUGCGUUGCCCUCCCAGAAGUUGAUAUGCGGAAUCCUGAACUGGCCGGACAUGGGUCAGACCUCAUCUCGCCUUUGCUUCGACUCUUACAGACAGACUUUUGCAUGGAAGCUCUUGAUGUGAUGGACAAGAUCAUGGCAAUGUCCGGCAGUCAUAUGGACAAGCACCACUUGAGAAUGAGUAUGACUCGAGCAACUUCAAAAUCUGUCCGGAAAGAGUACGAGCACACGCAGAGUCUAUUUGGCAUUCCUGAGGCAUCUGGUUGGGCAAUCCCGAUCCCAGCCAAGAAGACGGAGGUGACACGGGCGAAUAUACAUGCAGCAUUCUACAUGUGCCAAGGGGCAGAAGGAGCUUCUCCAGAAACAACACCCACUGCUUCACUGGAAUUUUCUGACGACUUAUCAUAUGGAUAUUUUGAGGAUAAUACCAGGACUACAACCAUGUUGUCUGAUGGGCCUCGGGAUGGUGGACACGCUGGGGAUCUUGUGACAAAGCUGGACAGCCUUGACGAUUUCUUUGACGAGCCGCACACGGAUGAUGACUUAGAUUCGACGAGGACAAUCACGGAAUUCACGCCUGAAUCUUUUGACUCGGGGACGCAGUUGUACGACGAGCAGAUUCUCCCUAUCUUACAUGAGGCGUCCAACAAUACUUCAUUCCAGAAUGGAUUUGUUGACCGUCCUCCGCGGGACACAAGCGGCCAUAACACCAUGAAUCCCGCGGCUUUUGCUAUGGGAUCGGCUCUACGUCCUGGUCUGCAUUCUCGAUCCAUAACUUCUCCAUCAACCCCUGCAUCUUACCACACUCACCUUCCUGACCUAGCUUCAGACGACGAGUACCAGUCAGGAGGGUUGUCUGAUGUUGAUGAUGAAAGACCUCAUUUGGGGCAUGUGGCUCAAACCAGCAUGGUGGAAACUAUAGUCAGACCCCAGUCGUCGAAUACUACACGACCCAGCCUCCGUCGGUAUGCUAGCCGAUCCAGAGACGAGAGACCGAAGGAGGAGAUCCCCCCGAUUCCACCUCUGAACAAACAGGCAUCAAAUGCCCAUAAUUAA